GCUAUGUGGCUGAGUGAAACCUGCUUUGUUGCUUCCUCUUCUCUCGGAGGCUCCCCUGUUUUGAUGAUCCAGGGUCUUACCCUCCGUGUAAGAACCUUCUCUGGGGUCUUGCACCGGGAGCCAAGAUGCUGUGGCUGCUGGUUCUGACCUCCCCCUGGCUGGGGGGCUCUGUGCCUGUGAUCCCGGACUCCAGCCCAGGGCGUGAGCUGGUGGGCAUCGUGGGGGGCUGCGAUGUCUCAGCCCGGAGGUAUCCGUGGCAGGUCAGCCUGAGGUUCUAUCGUAUGGACCACGGCCUGUGGCAGCACAGCUGCGGGGGCUCCCUCAUCCAUGCCCAGUGGGUGCUGACGGCUGCCCACUGCGUUGAGCCGGAGGACCUGGAGGCUGGCGCCUUCAGGGUCCAGGUCGGCCAGCUGAGGCUCUAUGACCACGACCAGCUGCACAGGGUGGCCGAGAUCAUCCGCCACCCCAAGUUCAACGCGAGCCUGUCCGCGGAGGGAGGCGCGGACAUCGCCCUGCUCAGACUGGAGGACCCCCUGACUCUCUCUGAGGAUGUCAACCUGGUCUCCCUCCCGGCAGCCUCCCUGAGGGUCCCCUGGAGGAAGAUGUGCUGGGUGACCGGCUGGGGUGACAUCGCGGAUGACGUGCCGCUGCCCCCUCCCUACCGCCUGCAGGAGGUGGCAGUGCCCAUCGUGGGUAACAAGGAGUGUAAUUACCACUAUCAGAACUCUUCCGACAGCCACGGUCAGAUCAUCAAGGGUGACAUGCUGUGUGCUGGGAGCGAGGGCCGGGACUCCUGCCAGAUGGACUCUGGGGGCCCCCUGGUGUGCCGCUGGAAUUGCACCUGGAUCCAGGUCGGAAUCGUGAGCUGGGGCCAGGGGUGUGGUCACCGCGACUUCCCUGGGGUGUAUACCCGCGUCAUGAGCUACGUGUCCUGGAUCUGCCGGCAUGUCCCUCUGUUCCUCGAACCCUAGGAGGGACGACGCCCCAUCCUUUUUUCAGCACCAUGUGCUCCCUGCAGGGGCGCAGGGGAGCAGGGGUGAGACCCCCCGCAGGGAGAACAGGGUGGGGAAAGCCCAGGAAUUGUGCUGGGAAUUGGAUUCUUAUUAAACGUGGUGGGAAAACCUCCCAAGGCUGCACCCAUGCUUGACUCUGGUGCGUCUCGGGGCUCAGGGGGUCUGCUGGCCGGGCCUGCCUGUUGGGGUCCCUGG
Molecule: messenger RNA, 1208 nt
Organism: Ailuropoda melanoleuca (giant panda)
Lineage: Eukaryota; Metazoa; Chordata; Mammalia; Carnivora; Ursidae
Product: mastin
Exons: 6
Coding region: 126-971 (281 amino acids)
Biological process (GO): proteolysis
Molecular function (GO): serine-type endopeptidase activity
Source: RefSeq, a predicted model, not a curated record